ACCAUGAGAGUGCUAUGGUUAUUGCUGCUGGCUGCCGCCGCCUCCGGUUUCGAGGUCGGCAAGGAGUAUGUGUACGAGUACAAGGGAACGAUGCAUGUUCUAAACCCUGAGCAGCGGCAUCAAUUGGCUGGCCUUGGAUUCCGAAGCAAAGUCAUCAUGCAGCCCAAGCCAGAUCACACGCACUUUAAGAUCGUGAACUUCGAAACGGACUCGUUCAACUCAGAGGAGAUCGACCUCACUCAUCACGAGUUCCACUACGCGUCGAACGAUUACCUCGUCGGCGCUCUUGAACAACCUUUUGCCGGCAAGUUCGACCACGGAAAGAUCGAGGAGAUCGAGAUCGGCAAGAGCGAACCCGUGUGGGUGAGGAACGUGAAGAAGGGCGUGUUGUCCCUCUUCCAACUGGACCUCGUCAAGGGACGUCACGAACACAAGGAUGACAAAGAGUACCAUGUCAAAGAGGAUGGUCUGCACGGCCCUUGCGAGACGAUGUACGUCGUGCACGAAGAAGAGCACGACUACAUUGAGGUGACGAAGGUUAAGAACCUGGAGAAGUGCGACCAUCCCAAUUUCGCCAUCAUAGGCCGGGAGGUUGCUAAAAAAUGCGUCAAGUGCGAGGCAGAGGAAACGCACCCCUCCUCCUCCUCAUCUGAGGUGUAUUACGAACUUAAGGGAACGGCGCAGCAUUACGUGAUCGUCCAUGCCUGGGCCGAGUCUGGAUACCUGUUCAAGCCUUAUGGCGAGGGCAAGAAGAUUCACGUGAAACUGAAUCGCACCCUGGACCUCCUGGAGGAGCAUGACGCCACCACGGAGACACCGCUCCCCGAAGACGUCGAGAAGGAGCACUCGUUGGCCCAGGAGAUGUACACGACUGGGGACCUGAAGACUCACGAUGAGCUCAGACACGCUAUCCCUGCUUUCAAGGAAUUCGGCGUGCACGCCAACAAGGAGAAAUUCGCGGAAGGCCUGCACAAGCUGGCAGAACUGGAGUACACAGAUGACGACAUCAAGGAGAUCGACAACAAGCCAAGCGGAAGCCAACUAUUCAUGGUGCUGUUCAACUCCUUCGCGAGCUUCGACUACGACGAGAUCAACGAAGUAUACCAGAAUCACGUGCUCUCAGCACCGGACGAGCUCAAGGAUCGCGUCCGCCACGUAUUCUUGGAAGUCCUCGCCGCCGUCGGCAGGAACCCUCACGUCACCUUUGGACUGAACCUGAUCAAGAAUAACGAGCUGACUCCGCUGGACGCCCAUCGCUUCUACGGGAAACUCCACCUGAACCUGAAGCAAGUCAACUCCGCCUUGAUCCGCGAAAUUGCCGACUCGUGCAAAUCGGUGGCCGUCAAGAUCCACCGAGGAACAUGGAGUGCCUGCAAAUUCGCUGCCAGCACAGUCGCAAGCGGCAAGGGAUGCAAGCACGCACAUGAUGACCAUGAGGACGACCAUGGAACUUGCAGCCCCGAGAUUGCCUCGCACAUCUUUAACUACUCCGUGACGCCAGCAGAUACGCACAACGAGCCAGAUUUCGAGAGCACCGUCUAUCUGCGCGUGGCUGGCAACCUGGCCACGCGGAAAGCGAUGCACUACCUGGAGCGCUUCAUCUGCCCCAAGUGGCACGCGAGCGAGCACAAGAGGAUGGCCGCCCUGUGGGCGCUGAAGCAGGCCUCCAAGUACCACCGUGAAUUGGCUCAAUCCAUCGCCUUGCCCGUCUUCUACAACACAAGCGAACCAAGCGAGAUUCGUAUCGCCUCAUUCCUGGUCGUCUUGUUCAGCCACCCAGAGCUUUACUUACUGCGUCACAUCGCUCGUGAAAUGGUCACUGAGCCUAGCGACCAGGUGGUGGCAUUCGUGUCAAGUGCCUUCCGCUCCCUGGCCAAGUCUAAGUACCCCUGCCAUCGAGAACUUGCCCAACAGAUGCGCUAUGUGCUGCCGGAAUGGGACCACGAUACGAGGUUCAGGAGGCCCAUCGAUAAGGCUUCGUCUCACCUAAUCAUCUCUUCCACAUACAACCCCAAAUAUGACUAUGGUAGCAUGACGGCCUCGGAGAUGAUCCGCUCGCACGACAGCUACCUGCCCCGGAACAUGUACAUCAAGCUCAUGGACUACAUGGCCGGCCACUCGUACGACACACUCACCCUUGCGUUCGAGAGCUGGGGCAUGGACAAGCAUCUUAGUCACCUCCUAGGCCCGCAGCCGGGAUCCACGAAGAACCUCUGGAACUUCAUGGGCCGUCGUCGCAUCCCGCGCGAUGCGUCGGCCAAAGAGCGAAAGGAGAUCGAGGAUUCUCUGCACAUCACUGACCGGGAGUACGACCCAAUGUUCGCACGUCUCAGCCUAUCCAUCUUUGGAAAGACCGUGGACACCUUUAUCAUGGACGAGAGCACCCUGGCCACAUUUAUGCAGAGAGAUAAACCAGACCGGGCUAUUCAGAAUGUGUUGGGCCUUGAAGUCCACAGGAAGUACUUCUACAUGACCACAGACAUAUCGCUGCUGAUGCCGAGUGAGUUGGGCGUGCCGGUCAUGCUCGACUUCAAGCAGGCCGAGUUUAUCUACGCAAAGCGAGAGAAGACGGGUCUCACUCACGGCGACAGCGCAGAACUCCACUUGGACAUUAAGCGCCACUACCUGUACGAUGUCGCGUCGUACCAGAUGGUCGGCUUCGCGCCAGAGUUCACCAAGCUGGCGCUUGGAACGGGUUACGGCGCGAGGACCGUCAUCUCCUGGCCGCUCGAUCUCAAGGUGACCUUGGCACCGCUCGAGGGCAAGCUGAGCCUGCGCCGACCCCUGCACCUGCCCUGGAACGUGAUCAACCACAACUUCCACCCCUUCACGUUCGCCAUGCCAUACGAUAUCAACGCGGACCCGGCACAUGCGCUGGCCGAGUUUCCCAACCUGGUGAAGCCUCUCUACCGACCGGAAGAACUGACCGAGUUCGACCGCCACUACUUCGACGACACAUUUGGCGUCGGCCUGAACGUCAAGGGCCACUUGAUCAGCAAGGGCCUGCACCGGGCUGUGCGCGAAGUCUACCACGAGAUGUCGUGUCGAGAGCGCUUCUACUACAUGGCCAUCAAUCCUCACUGGCACCCACGUGACAUCAAGAUCUACGCCCUGCCUGCUGCCCAAGAUCCCACCAAGGAACUGGACAUCGACAUUUCGUACAAGUUCCUGGAGCCAGACGACGAACGGCACAGCCACUUCAACGUGCACGACCAAAUCGCCGAUGAUCCCGAGGUGCCGUCCACCCACGUCCUGAAACUCGACAUCAACUUCAAGGGUGAGAGCAAGGAGCGAAAGGUAGCCGCCGAGUUGCGCUACUCCUUCAACCACGACCUCUUCAACCACAAGCUGCAGUUCUUCUACGACAGGACGCCGUUCAGCCACGCUGACACCGAAGGACUGAAGAUCUGCCUUGACGCAUCGGCGAAGUUCCCCAAGCCUGACUGGAGCGUGACUAAUAUGGCAACGUUCUACGCGGGACACCACAUCGACGCCCACCUCGACGUCCACUAUGGAAGCAGUUGCGAAUCAGGGUCCAGUAUCACAAUUGACGGCAAGUUCACACACACCGACGAGGAUGAACAGCAGUUAGCAGCCGCGGCUGAAGGUAAGGCAGUCGGCCGGAACAGGUUCAGCAGCACGUUCCUCCACUGGCUCGCUAACAAAUGCCACCAAAAGCAAGAGAAGGGUCUCCAGUUCAGCUACUACUGCUACAGACUGCUCCGUUACUCCAGCCGCCUCGGCAAAUUCACCGCAGACGUAGAGUGGAAGAACUACAAGCCCCUUCUGAACCGCUUGGCACCGUACUACGCGAAACGCUACGCGUACAAACCCUGGAGAGCUGGCUUCCUGGGUGUGCUUGGAUCGUACUUCACGGGCGACCACGGCAAGCUCCACGUCGUUUCGCAAGUGCCCUGGUGGGGCGUCGACGACAAACCGCACACCGACAUGAUCGUCACGACCGAGGACGGCCACCACCACGAACACUGGGAGGUUCCCACGUUCAGCAAGAUGCUCGAGCCAAGAGUCCUCUCGGUACUCGGUUACUCGCACGCUGCGGAGUACUCCCCGCUCUACAGGCACAAGUACUGCGACCUGCAGUCUCACAGCGUGCGCACUUUUGACGGCACCUUGGUCGAACUGCCCGAGACGGACUGUUACAAGGUAGUCGCCCGAGACUGCUCGCCUAACAAGAGGUUCUUAGUGCUGGCUCGUGCAACGAAGAACCCUUCACUCACCAAGGCACUGAAGGUGUUCAUCCACACGACCAUGAUCGAGAUCCUGCCACUGGAUGGCGAGUCCGGUCUCGUGGUGCGCGUUGACGGCAACAAAGUAGACAUCGCGCCCGAGCAUCCCUACAGCCACACUUCCCACGACGCUGAGCUGUUCAGAAUCAAGAAGGAGGCCACAAAGUGGUACACGCUGGACUCCGAGUCAUACGGCCUCCAUGUGGGAUUCGGCGGGAACAUGCUCGUGGUCGAGGUGGCUCCGUUCUACCGCGGAAAGCUGUGCGGCCUGUGUGGUGACUACAACCUGGACAAAAACCACGAGCUGUCCGGUCCCGAUGGCCACCUGUACAACAACACGCUCGAGUUCGCCAGGAGCUACGUUGUGCCCAGCGCGGACUGCCACCUACCUGCCCACUAAAUGUCCUCGGCGGCGGACGCUCUAAUCGACCAUCACAUCAUUACAACGAGCAUACCUCCGUCAACUCCUACGAUUAAAAAGCGGAGAGCCGAACUGCAAGGAAGUUACGGGUUCUUGCUUUUUCUAAUGGCUAUGACCGGGGAGAACUCUCAAGUAUUAACUCUUUAACAAAAUGCAAUAUCACCAGUGCUUCAGCUUUGUAAAUUGAAAAAAAAAAGGCAAUAAAGAAAAUAAAUAGUGACGUGCUA
This is a messenger RNA of Dermacentor andersoni, 4895 nucleotides long. RefSeq names its product vitellogenin-6-like. Gene Ontology annotation, molecular function: lipid carrier activity. The record is from RefSeq and is a predicted model, not a curated record. Gene Ontology annotation, biological process: lipid transport. Lineage: Eukaryota; Metazoa; Arthropoda; Arachnida; Ixodida; Ixodidae.